AACUGGGGAUCACUGGCCUCCGUUCUCCAAUCAGCAGACUCAACUCUGAGAGAGCUGGACCUGAGGAACAGUGUGCUGUUUUAUGAUGUUGAUGAUGACAGGCUGAGGGUACUUUUUGCUGCACUGAAACAWCCRCUGGAGAUACUGAGGCUCAAUAGAUGUUCCCUGACAGAGAAAGGGUGUGAAGCGUUGGCCUCAGCUCUCAGCUCAAACUCCUCUCACCUGAGAGAGCUGGAUCUGAGUCACAAUGACCUGCAGGAUUCAGGAGUGAAGCUGCUCUCUGCUGGACUGGGGAAUCCACACUGUCAACUACAGAAACUGAAGCUGUCAUUCUGUAGAGUCACAGAGGAAGGCUGUGCUUCUCUGGCCUCAGCUCUAAGAUCAAACCCCUCCCACCUGAGAGAACUGGACCUGAGCUUCAAUCACCCAGGAGACUCUGGAGUGAAGCUGCUCUCUGCUAGACUGGAGGAUCCACACUGUAGACUGGAGAAACUCAAUGUGGACCAUAGUGAAGAGAUCUGGGUUAAAUCACAGCUGAUGAAGAAAUAUGCCUGUUAUCUCACACUGGACCCAAACACAGCACACAGAAACCUCUCUCUGUCUGAGGGGAACAGAAGGGUGAAGAGGGUUGAAGAGGAGCAGCCGUAUCCCGAUCAGCCAGAGAGAUUUGAUAUGUACGCCCAGGUGCUGUGUAGAGAGGGUCUGACUGGGCGCUGCUACUGGGAGGUAGAGUGGAGUGGGAUGGAGGCUACCAUAGGAAUGGCAUAUAAAGGCAUCAGCAGGAAAGGAAGACGUCGUGUCUGUAAGCUUGGAUACAAUGACGAGUCCUGGUGUCUGAUCUGCAAUCGGGAUGGUUACUCUGCCUUGCACAAAAAUGAAGAGACUGGUAUACCUGGCCAGCACCUCAACAACUCUCCCCAGAGAGACCAGUCCUCCUCCCGUCCACUCCCCAGAGUAGGAGUGUUUCUGGACUGGCCAGCUGGCACUCUGUCCUUCUACGAGGUCUUCUCUGACACAAUGACCCACCUGCACACUUUCCAGGCCACAUUCACUGAGCCCCUCUACCCAGGGUUUGCAGUUCAGCAUCCUCACACCUCCRUGUCCCUUGUGUUUGCCAGCAGUCCUGUACCACCAGAGGAACCUACAAUGGAGAUUAUUCCAGAUCUGAAGCUGUCCACCUCUGCAGCUGAUCCCAGAACUGUAGGGGCUCUCAUGCCACCCACAUCUGUAAGGGACUGAGGAGGAUCUUGUCCUGCUGGUUGGCAGUUCUUCUAGUACAUGGACAGAGAAAGCAUCAGGCACAAAAGACACUGGAAUCACAAAGGAAAAAGAUGCACUG
This is a messenger RNA of Salvelinus sp. IW2-2015, 1339 nucleotides long. RefSeq names its product E3 ubiquitin-protein ligase TRIM39. Lineage: Eukaryota; Metazoa; Chordata; Actinopteri; Salmoniformes; Salmonidae. The record is from RefSeq and is a predicted model, not a curated record. Gene Ontology annotation, molecular function: protein binding. Gene Ontology annotation, biological process: intracellular signal transduction.